Messenger RNA from Aspergillus steynii IBT 23096, 1345 nucleotides. RefSeq names its product putative transcription initiation factor subunit (TAF30). Gene Ontology annotation, cellular component: Swr1 complex; NuA4 histone acetyltransferase complex. The coding region runs from base 196 to 891 and encodes 231 amino acids. The transcript has 8 exons. Gene Ontology annotation, biological process: regulation of transcription by RNA polymerase II; chromatin remodeling. Lineage: Eukaryota; Fungi; Ascomycota; Eurotiomycetes; Eurotiales; Aspergillaceae. The record is from RefSeq and is a predicted model, not a curated record. Gene Ontology annotation, molecular function: histone binding.
CCCCACUCCAGCUUCACUCUCCGCCCGUCACUUCUUUCUAGACACCCUGCAAACUCGCGCUCCCCACCAACAUUUACUGCAGUUCUUGCUGGUUCUUCUUCAUUUAUUUCAGCUUAUAUACCAUCCAAGUCUACUGUCAAUUCCCCCUUAUCACCUCACUUAACUCGUCACAUUGGCCUAGUGUCUGUUUUCACAAUGCCUGACGUCAAAAGAAAUAUCAGACUGGUCACAGAACAGCAUGUUGUGAACAAAGACUCUGGCGUUGAAGGGUUCCCUCUUCGAGCGUGGUCGAUUGAGAUUUACCUGCUCAAUGAACACGGUGAGCAGGUGCCUGCAACUGUCUUCGAUAAGGUCGUGUAUUCGUUGCAUCCUAGUUUCGGUGAUAGGUAUAAGCAGACCUUCAAGAACCCUCCUUUCAGGAUCGCGGAGGAAGGAUGGGGUGAAUUUGACAUGCAGAUCAGCUUGUUCGCUGACAAGGAACAUUCCGUGACGCACGAUCUCAACUUUGCCCAAACACGCUACGAGUCUAAGCAUCCUAUUACGUUCAAAAACCCCAAGCCUGCCUUGCUGGCUGCUCUCCGUGAAUCGGGGCCUGUACCGGGAGAUGAAAACGGGGUGAAGGCGAAGCGUUCGGCGGGAGCCGAUGAAGGGUCCAAGAAGAAGAAGCGGACGGAGAAGAACGUCGACAUGGAUAAGCUGGCCGACGGCCUCCAGAGACUCGGCGAGGACGACCUUCUCCAGGUGGUGCAGAUGGUCCACGACAACAAAGCACCAGACUCAUAUACCAAGAAUGACGUUGAGCAGGGAGAAUUCCACGUCGAUCUCUACACCCUACCAGACGCCUUAAUCAAAAUGCUGUGGGAAUUUACGCAAGAAAAGGGAGCUCUGUAAGCGCUGGAAAAGGGGGCCAUAAAGCUUGGAUAUACUCUUGCAUCGAACUCCUCUUGAUCUAUGUUCACGUCCUUUUUUUUUCCCUUAUGAAAACGCCGUCUCCAUAAUACCUUUUUCUUUUCCUCUUCUUCCUCUCUUCCUGUUCUAUUUCAAACUCAGACUCUAUUCUAUCUCCAACAUCCUCUCGACCUUCUUCAUCGUCAUUAAUGUUAUCUUGUUCCAUCCCUCUCCCUCUUCCAUCUCUCUCUCUUGAUUCCAACUCCCUCCUCGUUCUGUUCUGUUUUGAUUCUCUCCACCUCUUUCUUAAGAUGUAUCCACCCGGAUCAUCCGGAUCUGUGUCUCUACGGUAGUCUUCGGGGCUGUUUCUGUUCAAGUAUUCGUACAGGUUCUUUUCUUUUCUGAAAGUCAUGCAUGCACCGCACUCUUUUUGUUUCUUUAUUCUGCAGCUGGAGAA